Messenger RNA from Dioscorea cayenensis subsp. rotundata (Guinea yam), 1522 nucleotides. RefSeq lists its product as uncharacterized. The transcript has 4 exons. Gene Ontology annotation, molecular function: RNA binding. The record is from RefSeq and is a predicted model, not a curated record. NCBI's taxonomy places the organism in Eukaryota, Viridiplantae, Streptophyta, Magnoliopsida, Dioscoreales, Dioscoreaceae. Bases 93 to 1463 code for a protein of 456 amino acids.
CCCGCGAAAUCCCGCGUUGUUUUCGAUCGCCAUGGAAUAGCUUGGCUUCGAGCUUGAGCUUGAGCUUGAUCUUGAGCUUUUCAAGAAGAAGCAUGGCAAGCAGGCUGUUCUCGUUCCAGAAGUUGAGAAGAGCUCCGUUUUUUCUUCUCCUCCGUUCCAUCUCUGCAACUGCUCGCCAUUUUCCGAGUAGUUUUGAUUCUUUUGGCAAAAUUCAAAAUCAAAGACUCGGUUGUGAGCUUGAGCUUUUCAGUAGUAAAGUGAGGUAUGGAUGGUGCUAUGGUUUUCAUACAAGCCAGCAUCUUAGCAAUAUAGAUGAUGAUGUGGUGGAGACUCAAAAGAGUUUUGGGGAUCAAAUAUCUGUAGAUGAUAAUGGCCAGCCAAAAAUGAAAAGGAAGAAGUUAAAAGGAAAAAGGGCAGUUGUAAGGUGGUUGAAGUUCUUCAGAUGGAAGAAGAAAAAGGCGUUCGAAAGAAUGACUGCAGAGGAGAAAAUUCUUUAUAAAUUGAAGAAAGCCCGAAGAAAGGAAAAUCGAAUUGUUGAGGCAUUGAAGAAAAUUGAACCUGCCGAUUCAUCAGAAACUACCCAUGAUCCAGAAAUACUUACACCAGAAGAGCAUUUUCACUUCCUCAAGAUGGGCCACAAAAGCAAGAACUAUGUGCCGGUGGGAAGGCGUGGGAUUUUCCAGGGUGUGAUCCUAAAUAUGCAUUUGCAUUGGAAGAAACAUCAAACCUUGAAGGUUGUAGUGAAGACAUUCACUGCUGAUGAAGUUCGUGAGAUUGCUGCAGAAUUGGCAAGAUUAAGUGGUGGAAUUGUGCUUGAUAUUGUUGAAGGGAAUACAAUUAUCAUGUACAGGGGAAGGAACUACUCACAACCACCAACAGAAAUAAUGUCACCAAAGGUUACACUUACAAGGAAGAAGGCACUAGACAAAUCCAAGCAUAGAGAUUCACUUCGAGCAGUCCGAAAGUUCAUACCAAAACUUGAGCAGGACCUUGAAAACCUUCAUACGCAAAUGACAGCAUCAAGGGAAGCCGAACUUUGUCCUGUAACCAAUGAAGAAACAACCGAAGCUGUUUUUGAUAGACUAAUUGCUGAAACUCAAUCAGAAGGCAUUGAACUUAGAAAGACAAAAGUUGGCGACGAUGAGCUUCAUGAAUCUAAUGAGGAUUCAACAAUGGUGCGAAGAUCAUGGUCAGAUUCUGAAGACUUGUCUGAUAUUUUUUCAACUGACUCCGAUAUGGAUUCGGAGGAAAAAAAGAUGGAUAAGUCUCCAUUGUUCUUAGAUCAAUUUGAGAAGUUCCCAUCAGAGAAUGCCGCAUGUUCAGAGAGUUUUGAAGAUCAUCUUCGGCAAAUUGCUGCUUCUAGGAAAAAUAAUUCAUCUGGAAAAGAUGUACAAUUUGCCGAACUCGAUGAAAUUGACAAGAUUUUCUUAAGAGCUGGAUCAUUGUUGAAGAGAAGAAAAUAGUUUGUAAAUUUAAGAUCUUGUGUUUGACUUGCAUGAAAAUUAUUCAUGUUUUUGUAUCA